AUGGAUUGGCAACCCCAAGAUGAGCCAUUGAGGCAGUUAGCCUCCUGUCUCAAAGACUCGCUCAAUGGCCAAGAUCAGUCCAUCCGCAAACAGGCUGAAGAGAUGCUCUCGCAAGCAACUUCUUCUCCCGACUAUGUCAACUACAUCACCUAUCUCUUUUCCACCCCGCAGGUACCUGCCGCCGUGGGCAUGGAUGUUGGCACUUACGCCAUGGUGCGCUUCGCCGCCGCCAUGAACAUGAAGACCAAACUCCUCAUGGCCUUCCGUACCGUUCCUCCCCAGAGCUUGAACUUCAUUCGUUCCGCCGCCCUACUCGCCCUGCAGGACGCCGACCGCCAAGUACAACGAGGUGCUGGUAGCAUCAUCACCGAGGUGGUUCAACAGGGUGGUCUCCUGGCCUGGCCUGAGGUCCUCCAUGAGCUGAUCGCCCUGGUUGGAAAUGCCAGUGGCGACGUUUCACUACCCUCGCAGGAAGCCGCAAUGGCAGCUCUGUUUAAAGUCUGCGAGGACAACCGCAAGAUUUUGGACCGCGAAUAUCACGGCCAGCGGCCUCUCGACGUCAUCAUUCCCAAGUUGCUGGAGUUCACCUCUCGUCCGAGCGCGCGCGUGCGAUCCCUCGCCCUGAACAGUAUCCAUGUCUUCCUCCCGCACCAGCCCCAAGCCCUCAUGGGUUCCUUGGACCUUUUCCUGUCGCAGCUGUUCAAUCUCUCCGGCGACCAGGAUCCCGAAGUGCGGAAGAUGGUCUGCCAGUCAUUCUCUCAAUUGGUGGAGUUUGCGCCAGAGAAGCUGGUCCCGCAUAUGGAGGGGCUGGUCAACUACAUCCUGAUUCAGCAACAGAACCAAGAGGAUCCCGAACUGUCCCUUGACGCUGCGGAGUUCUGGAUCGUUGCUGGCGAGCAGCAGCGACUCCAACAGCCGCUUGCGCCUUUCAUGCCGAAAAUCAUUCCGGUUCUGCUGCAGAACAUGAUCUAUGAAGAAGACGAUGUGAUUCGCCUGAUGCAGGAAAAUGAUGACGCCGAGGCCGAGGACCGUGCCGAGGAUUUGAAGCCUCAGUUUGCUAAGGCCAAGAGCGAUAAAUUGAAUCCCGCAAAGCAAGGUCAGCAAGCUAAUGGUGCGGCCCCUCAGCAGGAGGAGGAUGAAGACGACCUCAGCGAGGGAGAGAUUGAAGACUCUGAAUUUGGUGAUGACCCCGAGGACGAGUGGACCCUGCGGAAGUGCUCCGCUGCCGCGCUCGACGUUUUUUCCAAUGUGUACCAUGACCCUAUCUUUGAGAUCAUUCUACCUUAUUUGAAGGAGACCCUGCGCCAUUCCCAGUGGCCUAACCGCGAGGCUGCAGUUCUCACCCUUGGUGCCGUCGCUGAUGGCUGCAUGGAUGCUGUUACACCCCACCUGCCUGAACUGGUGCCCUACCUGAUCUCUUUGCUUACGGACGCCCAGCCCGUCGUGCGUCAGAUUACUUGUUGGUGCCUUGGACGUUACUCUGAAUGGGCUUCGCACCUGAGCGACCAUAGCCAAAGGGCGCAGUUUUUCGAGCCGAUGAUGGAAGGUAUCCUCCACCGCAUGCUUGAUAACAACAAGAAGGUGCAGGAGGCUGCCGCAUCGGCGUUUGCGAGCCUGGAAGAGAAGUCAGAAGAUGGCCUGAUCCCAUACUGCGAACCUAUUCUCCGCCAAUUUGUCCAAUGCUUCGCCAAAUACAAGGACCGCAACAUGUACAUCCUCUAUGACUGCGUACAGACCCUUGCAGACUGUGUCGUGUCUGAGCUUGCCCGGCCUCAUCUUGUCGAAAUUCUCAUGCCUGCCCUGAUCGGGCGAUACAACCAGAUAACUGAUCAAUCGCGAGAGCUGUUCCCGUUACUGGAAUGUCUUGGCUACGUCGCCAAUGCUUAUGGAGACGCAUUCUCGCCAUUUGCUGCUCCUCUCUUCCAGCGUUGCUCCAAGAUCAUCUAUCAAAACCUCGAGGAGUCUAUCGCAUCAGUAAACAAUGAAACUGUCGACGAGCCCGACAAAGACUUUCUGGUUACUAGCCUGGAUCUUCUGAGUGGUAUCAUCCAAGCUAUUGAUCCGCAAAAGAGCAGCGAGCUUGUGGCCCACUCGCAACCGCAAUUCUUUGACCUGCUCUGCUACUGUAUGCAAGACCCGAACUAUGAGGUCCGUCAAUCCUCAUACGCCUUGUUGGGUGACUGCGCCAUAAAUAUCUUUUCUCACCUCGAGCCCUUCAUCCCGACCAUUAUGCCUAUCCUUAUCAAGCAGCUCGACCUGGAUCAAAUUCCUGACGAUGACCGCCACACAGGUUUCAGCGUGCUGAACAACGCUUGUUGGUCGGCUGGUGAAAUCGCCGUCAACGAGAAGAAAGUGUAUCACGGACUCUUGGCAAUCAUCGACAACGAGGAGAUCAUUGACUCCGUUAAUGAGAACGCAGCCAUGGCUCUUGGCCGUCUUGGUCUCUGCUGCGCCGACAACAUGGCGCCACAUCUAGGCGAGUACGCCAAUUCUUUCCUGAAGUCGAUGAGCAAGAUUGAAUUCACUCCUGAGAAAGCUUCUGCCUUCCUGGGCUUCAACACCGUGGUCAUGAAGAAUCCUCAGGCGAUGGAGUCUAGUCUGGUCGACUACUUCCAGGCCAUCGCCUCGUUCCCGAGCAAGUUGCUGUCGCUGGAGGAACACCGGGAUAUUCAGAGCUCCUUCCAGCAGGUUCUGCAGGGAUAUAAAAACAUGAUACCCAACUUCGAUUCUUUCCUAUCGCAACUUCCUCCGCCCGUGUCUCAAAAACUGCGCACCGUUUACCAGGUUUAA
This is a messenger RNA of Penicillium cosmopolitanum, 2790 nucleotides long. Its product is annotated as putative importin beta-2 subunit. Gene Ontology annotation, molecular function: protein binding; nuclear import signal receptor activity. Gene Ontology annotation, cellular component: nucleus; cytoplasm. NCBI's taxonomy places the organism in Eukaryota, Fungi, Ascomycota, Eurotiomycetes, Eurotiales, Aspergillaceae. The transcript has 4 exons. The record is from RefSeq and is a predicted model, not a curated record. Gene Ontology annotation, biological process: protein import into nucleus. The coding region runs from base 1 to 2790 and encodes 929 amino acids.